This is a messenger RNA of Pleurotus ostreatus (oyster mushroom), 573 nucleotides long. RefSeq lists its product as uncharacterized. The record is from RefSeq and is a predicted model, not a curated record. Lineage: Eukaryota; Fungi; Basidiomycota; Agaricomycetes; Agaricales; Pleurotaceae. The transcript has 7 exons. The coding region runs from base 1 to 573 and encodes 190 amino acids.
AUGUUCUUCGCAAAGUCGCUCGUUGCCCUCCUCGCCGCCGGCUCAUCUGCCUUGGCUAUUACCAUCACCUCCCCCUCCCAGUCCGCUUACUGGGUUCAGAACACCUCCAAUGUCAUCGCUUGGACCUUUAACAGCGGUGAUACCAACCCCAUUGACAUCACUGUCACGAACUCGAACAACUCCUUCCUCAACGGCAUCUUCUCUAUUGCGCGCGGUGUUGACUUGACAAAUGGCUCUUUCACUGUCACCAAUGUUACUCUCGUCGCCGCUUCUGGCUAUGUUGUAAACUUCGUCAACGGCACCAACCAGUCGCAGAUCUUUGCCAGCUCUGGUGAAUUCGACGUUCGCACUUCAGGAACCACCCCCGCUAGCGUCUCUAUCCCUGCUCCAUCCCCCACCGCUACGACACCUACGUCUGGAUCUGCUUCCGGCACUGCUGCCUCCGCUAGCGCCACUGGUCCUCCUGCGCCCUCCCCGGAGGCCAAUGCUGCCGCCCCUCUCAUCGCCAACGGUAUUGUCCCCAUUGCCCUCAGCGCAGCUAUGGCGCUGUUCGGUGGCAUUGUUGCCAUGUAA